UUAUUCAGUGGCGGAAACAGGCUUCCAUAGAAAAGUACUUAACUAAGCAUAAGCAGCCGUAACCAACAUCCCAUGAAUGCGCUGACUGAAAAAAAUAUAUAUUUUCAGCUCACUUCAUUUAUUGACUGAUGCUUCUUAGCCACUCAGACGGUUUGAAGGCUCAUGCCCCCGACCAAGUCGCUCUUUUCUGUCACUCUGAUUUAAUCUCAAGACAGACUGAUGGUGUCCUAUUGUGUUACUGUCAGAAACUGUCUGUUCUCGGUUUGGUUAAAAUGGUUGUAUUCAGUGAACUUGUGACCUUGAUGUGGUUGCAGUCUCUUCUUCCUCCCGUACACCUCUCAACAACAGUGAAGAUUGUUGUCACAUAGAUGGUAAGAGCACAAAUGCAAUCGACCUAUCGGUAAGCCCCUCCCCUCGAACACAGACUAGCCAAUGGCAGUUGAGUAUCAGUUGUACGGGGAGCGGAACUCGGACAUCUUUAGGUUUCAGCACCAUAGAGAAACAUUGGAAGAUCCGAAGCUCGCAUCGGUUUUAUGGGGUUUAUGCUUCAAAAAUGGAAAAACGAUUUGCCUGGGGUACUCGUAACACUGAUUCCAGGUAUCCUGAGAGGAUGGGCAAUAUCAUUUAUUUUAUUACAUUUCCUGAAUCCAAACAAAACAGAGCAAAAUGUCCCUAAUUAUUCACCCCAAUGAAGACAAAAACGUUCAUUUUCUGGUUGAUAUACACUCAUUAAGUUACAAUUUUCAUCUGCUCAAGCAGAACGUUAAUGUUAUCUUGUGCUUUAGCAAGGUAUCUCUGGCUAAAACUAGCUAACGUUAAAGUUAGUGAGUCCAUGCUACAAACCUAAAUAGCGGAAUGUUCUCGCGUCUUGUACAGUGUAGGUCAAAAACACACAAACAAAGGUCGACAUUUCAGUGCCUCUGGUUAAAUGUACAUUAAUUUAAUCGUACCCUGCGAUACAUGAACAGUGUUGAUCCACGAUCGUGAUGACCGACCGUAAUAUGAGACUUCUCCUGCUUGCAUUGUGAUCUGUAAACCCUCACUUCAAGUUACCCACCGUAUUUAUUUUUAAAUAUUUUAUAAAUCCCUCCAUGGAAUAUUUAAUUACCAUUUGGCCUUCUGUGUCCAAAAUUGUGCAAAAACAUCAACAAUAACUAAGGGGGGCUUACUGAUAGGUCAAUUGUAUACUUUUUUUCUCUACCUUACAUGCAAUCCACGUGGGCACUGUAGCCAUCUGGAUGCUCCAGCCCUGCAAACCUGUAGAAUAGGCUGCAAGACAAACAAAAAUAGAGCACAAAGUGUUUAGAAAUAAAACAUGCUCACUCUGAAGUGCAAAAUCUGUCAUUAUAGUUGAGUGCAUGCAUCAGGCUGCUCUUAUGCCCUUGGCUUCAAAGCAAAUGCAUAACCCGAGCCAAAGCAUGCAAUGUGCUGAAUCACAUAUUCAAUCCAGCUGUAACAUACUUUAUCUGCCAGUUUUUGAGGGUUACAGGACUGCCAUUGAAUGUGAAGCUUGCAGGGAUGUUUGAGGGCGUUAAAUAUCCUAAAUUUAAAAGGUCAUUGAUGAAUAACGAUGUCUGUGAUAAUACAAAGGUGAAAUCUGUUUGAAAAAGUGUCAAGUUCUUAGAAAUGUUUUUGUUUUUUUUACAAAUUGUUUACAUUUUCAAAAAAUGUUUACACCAUUUUCAAAAUAGAGUCACUCUAAGUAAAAAGUCAUCUUAAUCAUAAUUUGAAAGUUUUUAAACAUUUUUCAAAGGUAUAAAAAAAAAACCUUUUACAACUUUUUUUUAAAAUAUCAAUGUCAUGAAGGUUUUCUUACACUUCAUGAGCAGAUACUGACCUUUUCAUAUACACCGAGCUGGGUAGAUUACUUUUCCAGAUUACAUGACAAAAAUUGUAGUCAGUAACGUAAUCCGUUACAUUACACAUUUUAGGUAAUAUAAUCAGAUUACUUUUAGAUUACUUUUGAUUUAACUCGUUUAUUACAUCGAUUUAAAUAGCAUUAUCUUGUACCAUAAUGAUGUAAAAAAUGCAAAGAGUAAGAAAACUUGUUCCAUUCAUUGUAAUUUACAACAUGAAGUGCAUUUAACAUUAUAUUACAUCAAGGUUUCCCAAACUAGGGUUCGUAAAGGAACUGCAGGGGGGUUGUGAGUUUAAUGAAAAGCUGACAAUUAAUUAAAUCAUAAAAUAUUAAAAUGAAAAUAAAUCAUUUUAAAACAAACUCCCUUUCGAGGAAAGUCUCGUCACUCGGCGGCCAUAUUUGUAACGCCUCCGGGCAGCUCGUACAAGACUUUCGUAAUGAAUGGGGGAAUCCUGAAAUCUCAAAAACUGCUCGCUGACCUCACAAUUAAAUUACAUGUCAAAUCAGCAAAAAAAAAAUCUGAAAUUAAUUGCCCUAUGAAUGUUGUUUCUUAUGCUAAAUAGUGUUUAAAAAGCUUAUUUUUCAGGCUAGACCAGUCAAUUCAGGCUAGACUAGUCAGGUUUCUAUGGGAAAUAUGGCUCUUUCAUUUAGAAAGUGGGACUAUUCCUCCAUAUUGCGCGUUGCAGUUUCUCCCAUUCAUAAGUAUAGGAGUAAAUAAAACACUUACUAAAAAAGAUGAAAUAUUUUUAUUUACCUGCAUUAUUGAAAUAUUUAUUUUAAAAUCUCAGGGGUACUUAAAGCAAAUAUAUUUGCUGAAUAAGGUUUAGAUGACAAAAAGUUUUGGAAUGCCUGCAUUAUUACAUGUAACUAAGAAAUAAUGUGAAUAUGUGCAUUUUAGUUAGUUAUAAUUAAUAAUACAUGGUUAAAAAACCUACAAAGUAAUAAUUCAAAUAAAAAUGAAUGUGUUCAUCAGUAGUUUACAUUUACAUUUAGUCAUUCUGCAGAUGCUUUUAUCCAAAGCGACUUACAGUUGGGGAAUACAUAAAGCGAUUCAUCUUAAAGAGGCAAUCAGAGGAAGUGCUUGUAAUGCCAAGUCUCAGGCAUUGUUCAAAUAAGUACAAGCUAGCAAGGGAAGGAAUAAAUAAAGAGAAAGAGAAAGUUUUUAAGUUUAGGAUGAAGUCAAGUAGUGUCGAAACAGAUGAGUUUUCAGCUGUUGCUUGAAGAUUGACAGGGAUCCAGCACUCCGGAUAGUUGUGGGAAGAUCAUUGCACCAGCCAGGAACGGUGAACGAGAAUGUUCUGAACAGUGAUUUUGAGCCUCUCUGUGAUGGUAUCACGAGGCGUCGCUCACUAGCAGAUCUCAGACUUCUGGAGGGGAUGUAGAUUCGUAAUAGUGGAAGUAGGCGGGUGCUGAUCUAGUGGUUGUUCUAUAUGCAAGCAUCAAUGUCUUGAACUUGAUGCGAGCUGCAACCGGUAGCCAGUGCAAGGAGAUAAAGAGAGGUGUAACAUGGGCCCUUUUGGGCUUGUUGAAGACCAGUAGUUGAUGAAAUGUUGAAACCCUUCUUAAACCUGAAAUUAUUUUUGUAAAUCCAGCGGUCAAAUGCUGUCGCCACCCGACUAAUGACUGAUCUUUGUGUGAAUGUCCACAAAACUGGACUAUAUAUAUAUAUAUAUAUAUAUAAUAUGUAUAUAAUCGGUAGGCUAUUUUAGAAAGGAAUCACAGAAUUUUCAUUUUUGGGUGAACUAUCCCUUUAAUUACAGCCAAAACACAUACAGUACCACAUCAAUAUAAUCGCCUACACGAUCUGCCAAAUAUAUGAUUUUCAUCCCCAUCACCUUUAGCAUCACUUUUUCCCCUGUUAAAAAUUCCUUACUGGUCAAUCACAACCGCAUGAGAAACUUAAAAAAUAUUGAUAGUGUGUAAAUCAGAGUUUGCAAGGCUUUGAAGACAUUAUAACAGAGGCUUUGUGAAUUUAGUAACGAGGCGCCACCUGCUGGUCGAAUGCCUGUUUUAUUCCCAAUAGAUAUGAAGGAAACCGUUUAAAAUGUCAAUUUUUUGUUUUUCAUUUUGUGCCAUUUCAUGUGCCUGUAAUUCAAUUAUAUUUUAUCGCGUUUUCUACCCUGUUCUCUACAUUUUCUGUCAUCCUGGAAACUGCGAUGGUGAUACGCCUUUAAAAGUGAACCAUGGCCCGACGUCAUGACGUACAAUACGUACAGCGCGCGCUUGAUAUAUAUUCAUGAGGGUCGCUUUCCUCCGUCUCUUCCCCGCGUGACAAGCGGUGCAAACCUGAGUCCACCGUUCAUCGAAAAACAUCUGGAAAAAUGGUGAACUUCACAGUAGACCAGAUCUGUGCCAUCAUGGACAAGAAGUCCAAUAUCCGUAACAUGUCUGUGAUUGUGCACGUUGACCACGGCAAGUCCACUUUGACAGACUCUGGUGUCAAAAGCUGGUAUCAUUGCCUCGGCCGUGCUGGAGAAACCCGUUUCACAGAUAAGGAGAAGGAGCAGGAGCGCUGCAUCACCAUCAAGUCCACGUGAGUGUUAAACACUUUCGUCUGUUUUUAUUCAAAUGAUAAAAAUUGCUGUCUUGUAGGUGUGUGCAUCCAGACAGAGACCAUGCUCAGACAGGCCAUUGGUGAGAGAAUAAAGCCAGUAUUGAUGAUGAACAAGAUGGACCGUGCAUUGCUGGAGCUGCAGCUGGGCCCUGAAGAGCUGUACCAGACCUUCCAGCACAUCAUUGAGAACGUCAACGUGAUCAUCUCCACCUAUGGCAAGGAUGAGAAUGGCCCUAUGGACAACAUUAUGAUUGAUCCAGUCAUUGGUACUGUUGGCUUUGGAUCUGGACUGCUGAUGUAUGUGAAGUUUGCUGCCAAAGGUGGCCCAGCUGAGCGGUGCAAGAAGGUGGAGGACAUGAAGAAGCUUUGGGGAGACAGGUACUUUGACCCUUCCUCUGGCAAGUUUAGCAAGUCUGCCACUUCAGAUGGCAAAAAACUCCCCAGGACUUUUGCCCAACUGAUCCUGGACCCUAUCUUUAAAAUCCUGCCUGGAGACCCCAUGGAAGCCAAUUCCAAGCCUGCCCAGAUUGUGGCUGACACACGAAAGCGCAAGGGACUCAAAGAAGGCAUUCCAGCUUCAGACAACUACUUGGACAAAUUCUAG
Onychostoma macrolepis is the source of this 5016-nucleotide messenger RNA. It is a transcript of the gene eef2a.1, whose product is annotated as eukaryotic translation elongation factor 2a, tandem duplicate 1. Gene Ontology annotation, cellular component: cytosol; ribonucleoprotein complex. NCBI's taxonomy places the organism in Eukaryota, Metazoa, Chordata, Actinopteri, Cypriniformes, Cyprinidae. Gene Ontology annotation, molecular function: ribosome binding; GTP binding; GTPase activity. Gene Ontology annotation, biological process: translational elongation. The record is from RefSeq and is a predicted model, not a curated record.